AUGCCCCCCAGCAGUUCGUCAUUCACGGCGCUGAAUCUGCCCUCGACAUUCUCGCUACCGCCAUGCAUGGAAUACUUCACCCUCACCGCCGGCCCUAAUACGGACCUUUGGCGUAAGCCGCCGAACCGGGAUACUGCAACGGCUCCUAUCGUGUUUACUUCCUUGCGGAGCCCAUUUGUAGUUGCCGAGGUUACUGUCACGGCGGACUGGGAAAUGGAAUGGGACCAGGGUGGUUUGGUGAUCUUUGCUGGAGCUGCGCCUCAAUCAUUUUCGCCUGACAGUGCUCCACGACCGGGCCGCCCCGGAUAUCCUCAACCGUUACGACCCUGUAAAUGGGUCAAGGCCGGGAUGGAGUUUUGUUCGGGCACGAUGAACGCAUCGUCGGUAAGCGCAACCUCCGACGGCGCAGACUGGUGUCUCUCACCACUCUCGGUUCCCGAUCGCGGUCCAUCAGCUAUGCAUUCAUUGCGAAUCAAAUUAGAGCGAGUCGGACAUUCGCUCUGGAUCUGGUACCAGGAUCCAUCCGCAGUGCCGUAUGCAAUGACCCCGGCGGCCUUGAGCAGCACGUGGAAGAAGCUGCGGGAAGUAACAUGGUUCUUCUACGGGGUAGAAGACAAAUUCGUCCACGUGGGCGUCUAUGCUAGUCGGCCGCAUAGUCUGCCUCGCACCGGAACGAUGUGGGCGAUGGCCAACGGCCCGGGGGCGGCCGGGUCGGCGGUAGCAUUAGCGAACGAGGGGUUGGUGGUUGAAUUCGAAGAUUUAGAGAUAUUGUAA
This is a messenger RNA of Aspergillus welwitschiae, 774 nucleotides long. RefSeq lists its product as uncharacterized. The record is from RefSeq and is a predicted model, not a curated record. Bases 1 to 774 code for a protein of 257 amino acids. NCBI's taxonomy places the organism in Eukaryota, Fungi, Ascomycota, Eurotiomycetes, Eurotiales, Aspergillaceae. The transcript has a single exon.